ACAUUUCGUAUCGUCUGCUGAAGUGGCUUGUGCGCAGGCUCGGGCAAAAUGGCGCCUGUGAAUAUUUUGUUGGACAUUUCCUCGGAAAGUAAGGUUUCGAUCGAUAUUCAUAGAACCUUGCUGGAUUUUUUAGCUAUAGGUGUUUUACAAACAUGGUGCUGUCGUUGAACCAUUUAGAUACGUAAUUAGUGAUUGGCGUGAUUACUUUCUCCCUAAGUUUCUUCGGAGUGGAACCGGAGACAUGUUUUCAUGUUGAAAUGACCCUCCCUUCACGCAGGGGAGGUUGUGAACCAUGACAGAUUGUAAUGUGAACUAGAAGAUAUUCUUAUGACACAGUUCGGAAUAAAUUCCAUUUCGAGACCUUGUGCAAAAUAAGGUGCCAUGUUUCUCAGUUUCAUGUGGCUAAUAAUUCUAUGUUGAUAUGAACUACCAGAAUGAUGUGACACUGUAACAUGUUAGAACUGGUAAAGCAGUUACUGAGAGAUAUCUGGAGUCUGCAAUGAAUGCACAGACAGCAGAUUCGCUGACUGUGCUGCAUGGUGCAGACACAGCACAUGCUCAUGCUGUAGUUACUGAUGAGGAAGAUGACGACGGAUGUCCAUCUUCCCCAGGCUCUAGCACGCAAUAUGUCGAAGGCGGUGACUUGAUGGCCGCUGCUAUGAAUGAUGAGGUGACAGCGCAGCUCGCCGCAGCAGGUUGGCAAAAGACACACGGCCCUGUGGGAGUAGCAGCAGCAGCGGCCAUAGUAUCGGCUAAGAAACGCAAACGACCACACUCGUUUGAGACCAAUCCCUCAAUUAGGAAGAGGCAGCAGAAUAGAUUGCUUCGAAAGUUACGGCAAACAAUCGAUGAAUUUGCGACGAGGGUAGGACAGCAGGCUGUUGUAGUUGUAGCAACGCCUGGCAAGCCCCAAAACAGCUUCAAAGUGUUUGGGGCUAAACCACUAGAAGAUGUGAUGAGGAACAUCCGCACAAUGAUAAUGGAUGAAUUGGAAUCUGCAUUAGCACAACAAGCUCCACCACCCGUCCAGGAAGACCCGUCGCUGUAUGAAUUACCUCCACUUAUCAUCGACGGUAUCCCUACGCCUGUCGAAAAGAUGACUCAAGCACAACUGCGAGCCUUCAUUCCUCUGAUGCUCAAAUAUUCGACAGGGCGUGGGAAACCAGGGUGGGGUCGUGAGUCGACGAGACCUCCUUGGUGGCCCAAGGAACUACCUUGGGCAAAUGUGCGUAUGGAUGCGCGCACAGAGGAUGAGAAGCAAAAGUGCCGCAAUUUGCAGAUAUCGUGGACACAUGCUCUGCGCCAAAUAGUCAUCAACUGCUACAAGUACCAUGGGAGGGAAGAUCUGCUCCCUGCAUUCAGUGAGGAUGAAGAGGCCAACGGGACUGUGACAGCGGUCGUUUCUGGCAGCUCUUCUAGUAACACUGGCUCAGCAUCACUUGUGGGCACUGCUGCUACCAGUACUGGUACUGCGACCAUUGUGGGAACAGCGAAUAGGAGUUCAGUGUCUGCUGCAACACAGGCAACAGUGACAGCGCAGUAUGCUCCAGCAGUUCUGCAGACAAUUAGCAAUGCAGAUGGUACAGUCUCCAUCAUCCAGGUGGACCCAAAUAAUCCUAUCAUCACAUUACCUGAUGGUACAACUGCUCAAGUCCAGAGUGUCACGGCUCUGGCUGAAGUUGGCCCAGGUCAAGGUGAAAAUGUGGCUGUGGACCUUAACAGUGUAACAGAAGCCACUCUUAAUCAGGAUGGCCAGAUAAUUCUUACUGCAGAGGAUGGUCAUGGUUAUCCAGUAUCUGUCUCUGGAAUGAUAACUGUGCCAGUCACUGGAUCAAUGUAUCAAACUGUGGUGGCAAAUCUACAACACCUCCAUCCACAAGGGGAGCCAGGUAGUUUGCAGGGUGAAGACCGUCUGUUCCAGGUGGUGACACCAAUGGUACAGGUACCAAAGGCAGAGCCAGGGGGUGAUGCAUCUGCUGCCACAGAGGUGGAGGCUAUCACAGUAACGCCCCAGCAGUUGCUGGGACCGCACCAGCUAGUUAGUGUCCCUGGUGAACCACAGCUACUGCAGGUUCUGUCUCUGAAAGAGAGCCCACCAACUCCAGGUAAUGCAGCUGUACAUACCCCUCCUCACAGAUCGACUAUGCAGUUACUGUCUCUCAAGGACAGCUCAUCAACUCCAGGAUGAACCUAAGAUGUGAGGUGAUCUGUUCUCUGCCAACAAUAUAUGCAGCUUCCAGUAAUGUUCUUCUUUGGCAUAUAAGAAGCUUAAUAUGUGACUGAAAGUGAAUAAAUAAGCAAGUUGCCAGUUGCUCUCGUUUUUGUUUGUAGGAGUUAUUCUUGUUGUUCAGGUAUUUUUAAAAACAGGAGCAAGGGUAAAAUUGAAGAAGUUCCUUUAAAAAGGUAUCAGCUGAAAUUGUGUUACAUACUAUUUUGUUGUUCCAACAAAUAGCGAAAUGUUCUGUUGUCGCACUUUAUUGUGCAGUUCUGUUGUUUUUUUUUAAUUGUGUAAUGUAUAGUUUGUUGUGAGUACCAAAUUAUGUUAUAUACUUUCGUUAAUAUGUGAUUGAUCAGACAAUGUAAAAUAACUAGGAAGUAUUAUAGUACUGGAUGAAGGAGAGGGUGGUAGAAUGUGUUAUGCAUCUACCUAGUCAUGUUUUUCAUUACAAGUGACCUAUGAGAAAUAUAAAGGGUUUUAUGAAGCAGUGAACCUCAGCUCUAUGGUCCAGAGGACCAGUGAGUAUGUCUGAACAGUUCAUGAAAUAAUGCAUUUAGACUGAUGUAUUGCAAGCACGACACUGAAUAGUCAUUUUCCUGUGAUCUUUGUGCCAUAGGAAAUAUUUACAUUUUAUAUUUGUGAGCUUAAAUACAGGGUGUCCUCUCACAUGGAAAACCGGUAAUGAUUUGUGCAGUUGCUGAAAAAUGCAAAACAAGAUAAAAUGUGUUUGGGCUGCUGUUCUAUUUAACAAGCAUGUUGUCCGUGAGUUGCUGUCAAAAGGACCAAUAUGUUUCUGGUCAUUGUUGCUUGUAUUAUGUUUUUGUGGUAUCACUGAAUAAAAACCAUUUUGCUCCUGGCACAUUUUGAAAACUUAAUUUGUCAAAAAUGUUGACAGUGUAAUAGUGAUGGUGUGAAAACACUGUGCAAUUAGGCUGUAAUAAAAGAUUUUUUAAAAAUAAAAUGAAUACAUACAUAUAAUAUUCAGAAACAGAGUGAACAUGUAAGCCUGAUACACUGAGCUUUGAUUGUGUAUUCUGUGCUUGUUGGAUUUCAAUAAAAUAUGUAAUGAUGGUGAGGUUCGCAAACAAAUCAUGAAACGAGUGACAAUGGCAGAAGGAAGCAUCUUUAGCUAUUUUCAAAAUUGGAACUUAGUGUAGUAAACUUAGGUAUUGAGUCAGCUGUCACAUUUUGUGAACAUUGCAUAUUCAGUCUAUGUACCAUAAAUUUAGUCAUACAUGAAAAAUAAGAGAAAGACUGAAGAAUUGUUACUAAUAGUGUUAAAUAUGAGUGGGCACCCUGCACAAAGGAGUAAAUAAAAUAGAGAAGAGUGUGUGUGUGUGUGUGUGUGUGUGUGUGAACGUGUGCAUGCUUAGGAGUGUGUGAGCGAGGGCAAGUGCGCAAACGUGCGUGCGCUUGGGAGUGUGUGAGCGUGCGUGCGUGUGCUCGUUUGUACAUCCGGUUAUUGGUGAGGGAUAUUCAGACAUUUAAUUUGGAUAACAUUCAUUCUGAAAGAUCACAUUUUCAUAUUCAAAAGUCUAUUCAUUAGCAAUUGUCAUUCCAAUAUCACUUUGUGUCUGGUGGUUUUAAUCAUUGUUAUAUAGAUCACAGAGCCUCUGAUGUAUGUUGUUUACGUGGUAUUGUUAUGUGAGUAUUAAGAUUUAUUUUCUUCUUCCCACAGAAAUUUCAUUUUAACCAUGAUUGCUUUAGAAAUGAUAUCAAUAGUGCAUUGAGUUAUUUAUUUUUCAAAAUGUAUACAGCACAGAAGGAGACAGUGAUACAAAUUGCAUCACAUGGGACUUAGGUGUGCUAACAAUUUCAAGCCCUCUAGAGAUUUUUACAGUACUCAGCUUCACACUAAGGAUUUCAUGUUAGUGAAGAGCUUUAUUGCUUUCUCAUAGUGGCUUAACUGGCUGCAGAUCACUGCAGUUGCAACUAAAAGACCUUUAUUUAGAAAGAUGCUGUCCCCAUAUUCCAGAACUCUGUGGUGUGUAUAAAGUCCUAGGAUGUGAUCUCUCAGGUUUUCUCGGGGCAGUUAUUUAAUUGUGUACGUCCAGUUGUUCUGUCAAGCUGCUGUUUCCAUUUUGUGCACAGUAUUUUAACAAGUAACCCAGCCAUCCUGUUCAGGUGCUGUAAGUUUUGUUAUGUGUACUUGCUGCCUGGGCUCCAUCCAGACUGUGAGCUGGGUUGGUCUCAUGCCAGUAUUUGUAGCAGAGUUUGAUUCCCAAUGCCGACUGUGCCCUUUUGUUUUUCAGAGCCUGCACAGAUAUUCCAUGAAAUGCAAAUCCUCUCAGCAUUUCUCAUCUUUGGUGGAUGUGGUGGCCAGCAAGAUCUUAAUAAAUUGCAUGCCAGAUCCCAAGCUAGGUUUAAUUUGAAACCUCAUCCCUGUCUAACAUGUUUUUUAUUGAAGUAUGGAUUUAAGAAAAUUUAAUAAACAAGGCUGGAGAUUUCAGUUUAAACAACGCUUGUGGUUUGGUUCUCAAAUUGUUAAGAUCUAAGUGACCUUCACUUCCACCAGAGCUGGAAAACACUGAGAGAAUUUGCAUUUCACGGAAUAUCAGUACAGUCUUUGAAAAACAAAAGAACUUCAAACGGUGUUGUGGGCCUCAGGAAUCAAACUCGGCUACAAAUAGUGGUGCGAGUGAACAAUAAUACAGAGACUGCUAGGAGUCCAGGUAGUGAGUAUGCUCAACAGCAAAACUCUUAGCACCUGAAGAGGAUGGCUGGGUUGGACAUUGAAAUAUUACGCAUAAAAUCGAAAUAAAUACGCAGUAGAUCCCUGGGAAACACCAUUAAGUCCCAGGGUGCUGUCCCUACCAUCAUAACUUAUUUUUGUGUGUGUGUGUGUGUGUGUGUGUGUGUGUGUGUGUGUGUGUUAUGAAAGGGAGAGAGGUGGGGAGGGGGGGGAAGGGUUAAUAAUUAAUGGAUGUUUGUAAGAGAUGAAUGAAAUGAGAGGAGCAGAAUGGUCGUUCAGAGCAUCGAAAUACUGUGUUCAGGUACUGAAUGUGAUGUAUUGUGUUUUUACUUGUAUAUUGUGGGCAGUGAGUAGUGGCGAUCAAAGAUGAAUGUUUCAAGUUAGACUGUAAUUCUUGGAAAUCGUGUGACUUGUAAGUUUUUAAUUCAAAACUCUCAGUAAUGAAUAUGUGCAAUUAUUUAAGAAUAAGUGCUGUUUGUGUCUGAAAUUGUAUAAUACAACCUGGCAGUUGCAUGUGUUCAUGCUAUUUGUGUAAAUUACCUAACAGACUUUUUUUUACUAUUGUAGAAAAAAAGCCAUUAUUCUCUUUCUCAGCUACACCAUUGUAUGGAAGAAUUUAAUAGUGUAGUAUUUGAUGUUCAACAAUUCUAUAUCAGAUAACUGUGUGUUAAAUAAAUUAAGAAACAAUUUUCAAAAUAUUUGUUCUCUUGAUUCUCAAUUACUACGUUGAUACUUGAUCAUGUUACUUCAGAUACUGAAAAUUGAAGUAAUGUAAUGAAUAUAAAUGGGUUUUUAUAAAUGUAAGUGAGAGUAAACCAUUUAUCACCAUAUUCACAGUCGAGAAUAUGGUGAUAAAUGGUUUACUGAAAAACAUUAGUGGAAAGCACUGAAAUUACAUUUAUGUGCCUAUUUCAAAAUGGGAAAAUUUCUGUUUCAUGCCACCAUCUUAGAUUUUAAACAAAGUGAAAAACAAGUAACAUAUUCCUUAGGUUCAUAAAUAGUUCUUGAGAUGUAUUUGGACUAAAUUCAAAUUAGAAUUUUAGUUUGUCCUUCGUUUUAGACCUGUGCUUACAUGAUUUGCUUUUGUGUAGUAGGGAUAUGCUUUCUUCCAGGAAUGCUAGUUCCGCUAAGUAUGCAAGAGAGAUAUAAAGUUUGAAAAAGAGAGGAGAGAUACUGGCUGAAAUGAAGUCUUAACGGCAGGUCAUGCAUGAUAGCUCAGUCAGAAAGAACAUUGCAUGUGAAAGGCAAGGGUCUGGGAGCCCGAGGCUGGCACAUAGUUUGUUUGCCAAGACGUAUCAAAACAAUGUUCCCUCUGAUGCUGAAUGAAAGAUUCAUUUUAUAUAUCUGUAAAUUUUUUUCUGCUCACAAAAAACUGGUAAUAGUUGGCUUCACCGUCCUAAACUCUUUGGCAGUGCUAAAUACGAUCUCAUUAACAUCUUGUAUACAGUCAUUUGAUAGAUGUUUUUCUCUUCUCGAAUUUUUCUCUUCCAAAUCGUUACAUGCUUUUUUACAAGUGCUUUUAUGUAUAUAAUAUUGGAAUAGUAUCCUCACGUGUAAAAUCAAUAUUAUUUGUGACUGGAGAGUCAUCAGUAUUGCUGAUAGCAGAUAUUGUGAGUUUUUCUUGCAAUUUGUGUGCAUUAUAUUUUCAGUAUAUUCAUAAGUUGGGUUGAUAGUCUCUAUGCCAAUUUUGACUAAAUUGUUUAAGUUUCCUUAUAGCUAUUCACAAGAAUGCUUUCCUGUGGAUAGUAUAAUUUUCAAUGAAUAUUUGACU
This is a messenger RNA of Schistocerca americana (American grasshopper), 6681 nucleotides long. It is a transcript of the gene ewg, whose product is annotated as DNA-binding protein P3A2. The transcript has 13 exons. Bases 500 to 2188 code for a protein of 562 amino acids. The record is from RefSeq and is a predicted model, not a curated record. Gene Ontology annotation, molecular function: DNA-binding transcription factor activity, RNA polymerase II-specific; RNA polymerase II cis-regulatory region sequence-specific DNA binding. NCBI's taxonomy places the organism in Eukaryota, Metazoa, Arthropoda, Insecta, Orthoptera, Acrididae. Gene Ontology annotation, cellular component: nucleus. Gene Ontology annotation, biological process: regulation of transcription by RNA polymerase II.